This is a messenger RNA of Arachis ipaensis, 820 nucleotides long. RefSeq names its product anti-muellerian hormone type-2 receptor. Lineage: Eukaryota; Viridiplantae; Streptophyta; Magnoliopsida; Fabales; Fabaceae. The record is from RefSeq and is a predicted model, not a curated record.
AUAAUCUUUAACUAAUUUUAUAUUAGUCUGGGUUAUCUUUUAAAGCAGUGCAAAAGCCACAAGAGGCAGGAGUAAAAGGGCCGUGUGAAGAUGGAAGCCUCGUCAAGAAUGUUACUACUGUCUCCAAUAUCGGCCUCCAAAAUUCGCUUCAAUGAUUCACUCAGAAGGCCUAACAAGUUUGUAUCGACGAAGAUAGUGAGUAUGGCAAAGGAUAGCAGCGACAGCAGCAGCAACAACAACGGAAUCGUGGAGAAAGCAGCCAUAGUUGGAGGUUUAAUCUCAACCCCAGUGAUAGGGUGGUCCCUCUACACACUGAAGACCACCGGGUGCGGCCUCCCUCCUGGUCCAGGUGGCUCUAUUGGCGCACUUGAAGGUGUAAGCUACCUUGUUGUUGUGGGAAUAGUGGGUUGGUCUUUGUAUACCAAGGCCAAGACCGGUUCUGGUCUUCCCAAUGGCCCUUUUGGGCUGUUGGGUGCUGUUGAGGGCUUCUCCUAUUUGUCACUUGUUGCCAUUCUUCUUGUCUUUGGUUUGCAGUACCUUGACCAAGGUUACAUCCCUGGUCCUCUCCCUGCUGAUCAGUGCUUUGGCUAGCUUACCUUCUUUUCUUUUCUUUUCUUUUCCUUCUCUUUCUUUCAAGAUAAUAAUAAUAAUGUUAUUUUGGUGGCCACUACUAUUUCUAUCUUAGCAUUUGUGGAUGUGGUCGCUCCAUGUAUGUCAUUUUCCCAUACCUUCCUCUGUUUUUCAAUUCGUAUUCUACUAUUGUUGAUAUUGUACCUCCCAAUUUGAUGAGAGUAUUUCAACUAAUUUAGUUUUACAAUUA